GCCGGACGGGGCGGAGCGCGGGAGCGGCUGGGGUGCUGCUGCUGCUGCUGGGCGGCAGCCUCGGGCUUGGGCGGCCGGACAGACGCUCAGCACGCGCGAAAGGAGCCGCCAGGGCGAGGGACAGACGCGCCCUGUGCUUAGUGUCCCGGGGCGGUGUUAGCAAAGCCAGGCUUGUGCGCUUCAAGGACUGACUCGAAUACUGCCAUAACAGAACUAGUCCGGUGAGAAGUCAGGCUGUUAGAGACCCUGGGAUCCCGAGGGCGUAAACCGACUGAAAAUUUAUCCUGAGUUCACAGACUGAAUUCACAAAAAUGGCCUGACAGGCAUUUUUGGUCUGCCUUGUGUUUUGAUAUUUUAAUUAAUUGCCGGCGUUUAAAAUUGGAGUUUAUAUGUAAAUAUAUGGAUUACUUUGAGAUAUUGGACGAUCUGGCUGCAUGUUCCUGCCUGGCAGCAGUUUCCUGGCCCCUUUGGACUGUCUAGAAACAGUCUUCAGUUUGCCACAACCGCUCUGUGUCUAUAACCAGCUUGCAUCUCUCAUUUAUCACCAGUCUGGCUGUUGGUAGGCAUUUAAGUUCUCUAAAUGCUUGGGGGGAUGUAAGACUAAAACGUUUAUGUAGAUCAGAUCAGAGAUCCCAAACAACUGGUGUGUGGUUUGUGUCAAAACCGCAUUUCCUCAUCCCUGCUUAUUCUUAUCAAGGUGUUUUUCUAUUGGAACAAGCCGUUUCAGCCCAGACUUGGUAGGCAUGAAUCAUCAGAGAUAUUUACAGAAAGAGAUCUGGGAGUUUGCCGGGGUCCAGCCCCAGCCGGAACAGGGUCUCCUGAGGGACGAACCGCGCCGGCGAAGGAGGAGGCAGUGAGACAAGGAGUUUGGUGUCCAAGUCUGACUUUAUUUUGUAUAUGCAUGAUUUAUAUAGGGCUCAGGAUAUGCAAGGGUGAUUUCAUGGGACAGUCCCAGUACAUAUUUUUGGCUCGCGUAAGCGGGUUUUUGUAAAGUAGACGAUAGUCCUAAGAGCAAUUGAUUGCAAGGUAGACAAUAGUCCUAAGAGCAAUUGAUUGUGUGUAGGCCCCGGGGGGAGUCAACCUUCUGUAAUUCUUUACUUCAAGGAGGCUACCCCCAGCGGCCUCCUGACUCAAUGGGCCGUGGCAACCACCGUCUUCCCAGAGAGAUCUGUGGGGGCUGCAGAUUUCUUUGUUCCCUCUCCACUCCCAUCGCUCCACCCGACCAAAGGACGGAUCAGAAUGUUCUUUCCCUAGAAGAUGUUUUUCCCCAGAACUUUCCCUAGAAUAUUGCAUUGUAUCAUUCUCAUUCCCAGGGCCGGGCUGACUUCCCCUGAAAUAACCCCAGGUGCAGAACAGAGUGAGCAGAAGCAGGAAAGUCAAAAGUACCAGGGAGACUUAUGGCAGGGGCAGCCUGGUAGAUUCCCUUGAGGGUCGCCGUGCGUCCCCUCAUCUCUCUCCCGGACCGUGUCACAAGGCAGAGGCUUAGUUUGUAGCCUGACGGCUCCCAGCAGGAGUUGAUAUUCUGUUAUUACAAAUAAACCCAUAAAGUUUUUUUUUUUUCAUUAGGGGAAAAAUCUGAACCUUGAUUGCAUUGUCUUAUGCUACAACAAGCUUUAUUGAAAUAGAUAGUAGUCAGUAUAAUUUGUAUACCUCUGCCCACAGGCAAUUAUAGUUUGUUAACCUCCACACCUCCUGGCUAGACUUCAUAAAGGCAAGAACAUAAAGGCAAGAACUGUGCGUGCUUUGUUAAUUGCUCUCUCCCACCCCUGGAGUCUAAGCUUCCUGAAGAGGGGGACUUUUAUUUAUCUUAUUUACAGUUGCCAACUACAAUGCCUCCUUCAAGGAUUUGGAAGUGUCCGUGAACCCUGGAAUUUUCAGUAUUAUUUCUGUUGUCAGAGAUCCAGAGAUUCCACUUGAGAUCAAGUUGGCAGCCAGACUUUUAUUCUUUCCCUGUGAGGAGCGGCUCUUAUCAACAGCAACAUUGGCAGAACCUGUGUUUUGGAAAAGGCCUGAUGGCUUUGAGCCUAGGCUGGAGAGCAUUUGCCCCGUUGCCCAUGAGCCACUGUGGUGUCUCUCUGAAGGCUGUGAGGAGCAGUGGUCUUGCCUUGUCUCCCUGGGGCCGCUGCCCCUGGAGAGGGACUGGAAGCUUUUCGGACCCUGAGAUGAAAGCUUUCCUGGAGGAGAACACCGAAGUCACCAACAGGGGCAGCCUCACCCCUGAAAUUCAGUUGCGGCUUUUGACCCCUAGAUGCAAGUUCUGGUGGGAAAGAGCUGACCUGUGGCCCCACAGCGAUCCUUACUGGGCAAUCUACUGGCCCGGAGGCCAAGCCCUGUCUAGGUAUCUUUUGGAUAAUCCUGAUGUUGUCAGAGGAAAAUCUGUGUUAGAUCUUGGGAGUGGCUGUGGAGCUACAGCUAUUGCUGCUAAGAUGAGUGGGGCAUCAAGGAUCUUGGCCAAUGACAUUGACCCUAUUGCAGGAAUGGCUAUCACACUAAAUUGUGAAUUGAACCAACUGAAUCCUCUUCCCAUUUUAACCAAAAACAUUUUGGAUUUGGAACAAGAUAAGUGGGACCUUGUUGUGCUUGGGGAUAUGUUUUAUGAUGAAGACCUUGCAGACGGUCUUCAUCACUGGCUGAAGAAUUGCUUUUGGACACACAGAACUCGAGUACUGAUUGGUGACCCUGGGCGACCCCAGUUCAGCGGACACAGCAUUCAGCAUCAGCUGCGCAAGGUGGUAGAAUAUUCACUUCCAGAGCCCACGAGGCGGGAAAACAAUGGACUGACAACAAGCACAGUGUGGGAUUUCCAGCCUUGAGUUGUGAAACUGCUUCCAAGGAUGGAUGUGGCAAUGUUUGGGUUUAACCCUAAAAGGCUCUCCAGCUUAAAGUGUGCAAUUCCUGUUAAAUGGCAGAUCUUGCUUCCAAAAUAUGAAGGUUUAAAGUUUUGUCAGCUUUUGUCAUGUAGGUAGUUCUGCAUUAUGCCAAAUAUACAAAUCUCUGUAAUUUUUUUCUUGUUUUACUGCUAUAGGAAUAUAAUUCUAGAAGGCAAUACCCCAUGGUAGCAACAGGGAAUUUAAGCAGUGGAGAGGAAUCAGAUGUUGUAGCAGAGCCUGUUUCUGCACUUGAGGACAACUAUAUGAUGCAUCUUUGAAUUAAACAAAAUAGAAAAUACUGAAGAAUACUAUAUUUAAAAAAAAUUCCCCGUACCGAUCAAAGAUGCAGUUGGCAUGGUACAGAGUACAUGGGCUCUGGAACCAGGCAACUGUCACUUUCUAGUUAGGAUUUUGUCUAGUUAAGCUCUCUGAGCUUUCAUUUCUUCAUCUGUAAAACAGUAACAAAAAUUUAUAAACCUCACAUCAAAGGGCUAUUAAAUGAGAGUAUAAAGUGCCUAAUAGAGUAUAAAGUACAUUAUGGGACCUCAAUUGACAACCAUGGAUGAAAUGAAGAUUUUAGAAUUUCCUACACACUCUGUACUGGGACUGACACCUAAUGAUGCCUCUAUGGCUUACUGCGGUCAGCUAGAAAGUGGUUUUGCCACCACUACAUGCCCCAGGUUGUCAGGAUCUUAUAUAUCAAUAAAAACACUACUACAUAAAUGAGAAACAAUGUGAAUAAGAACGUGUAUAGUAUACUACUAUUUAUGUAAAAAAGCUAUGUAUAUACCCACAUAUGUAUGUAUGUACAAAAUACAUAUUUGCUUGCAGUAUACAUAGAAUAUCCCUCAAAUAAGAAACUGGUAACAGUGUUGCCUUCUGAGAGGGUACCAGAUGGCUGGACUGGCGGGGGGAGGACUAGUGUUUACCCUUGGGUUUUGUAAUUUUGCACUAAUACUAAUGUACUGUAUUUCCUAUUCUCUAAUUUAAAACCAAACGCUACCACUCUAUAUGUUACAAGUGAAGUAUAAAAUGUAGCCUUUCUAAAGUGCUCUCAUGUUCUUAUAUACUGCUUAGGAAUUGUUUAUGACACUUACAUUAUGUGCUUUCUAAUAAUACUCACAGGCCAGCGGGAUUAGGACACCAGGGAGACGUGGCCAGAGUUACAGUCAUACAGCAGAAAUGUGGAGAAAGCAUUAAGGGUGAGUGGCUGCUUAGACAGGAAAACAGGAUAAUUCGAUGAGAGCUUUGGCGCUGGGGUUGCAGAGGAUCUUGAAAUCUAUUUACUUGUGAUUCUUGAACUUUGGAAGUCAGAGUUUAUUACAGCCCAAUCAGUCAACUCGUGCUGCAUCCAAUUUCCAUUGGUCUACUGGGGCUUAAAAAUUAUAAACUCAAAAUUUUGAUUCAGCCUUGGUUAAAAUUAAUAGAAAUUAUAGGCUACAGUAGUAUUGGAUGAUAUUUGAGAGGAAAGAGUUUUGUUGACAUAUUCUUUGAAAAUCCGGGGUAUUCUGGUUAUUGCCCUUCUCAGCGAGAUAAGAAAGAGAAAAUUAAACUCUGGAGCACUGUUGGAAAUCAUCUUGAUGAGGCAAAGAGUAGAUUUAAAUUUAAAUAUCCACAACAGUAUUUCUGUUGUCGUCUCUUAAUGACUUACGAAGAGGGCACAAGAGGGUCUUUGAGGCAUCCAAACAUUACUUAAAAUAUUUCUAAGUCUCCCAUGUACAUAGCAGGGAGCCUGGAAGUGACGUCAUAGCUUAAGAGGUUUUAACUCACAGUUAAAGUGGUUAUUGACACAGUCGGAUUAAUUCCUGCCAUAUUUUUAACUUAUCCUAUGCCCUUGUUCUUUUUUUGUGUUCUACUCUUUUUUCUGCCUUCUCUGGUUUUAAUUGAGCAUUUUAUAUGAUUCCAUUUUCUCUCCUGCCUUAAGAUACCAAUCAUACUUAUUUAAAAUUUUUUUUUAGUGGCGGCUCUAGAGCUUGUAGUAUACAUUUACAACUAAGCCAAGGCCACUUUCAAAUAAUACUGUACUGCUUCACGAUUUUAAGUUUGUUCAGCUUUUAUCUUAUUGUUGAGGAUGGGAGUGAUGACUUCCCAUCUCUUUACAUGUCAGACUAGAAGCUGGAAGUAUGGGUCUUACUGUUAUUUCUUUCUUUCCCCUUUAAUUCUUUCCUUGUCCAUUUACUCAAAUAUUGGGAUGCUUAUUAUGUGCCAGACACUGUCUAGGCACUGGGGAUACAGCAGUGAAAAAAAAGACAAAAAUUUCCAUCUUCAUGAAGCUUAUAUUCUGGGGCGAGAAGACAGCUAAUAAAUAAAAUGGCUGUCAGAUGGGGAUGGAUGGCAAGGAGAAAAAUAAAGAGGUCAGGGUGAGAGGGAUAGGUGGGGUAGGGAAUGAGGUGCUGAGAUUUUAAACAGGGUGGUAAGAAAUAGCUAAUACAACCAGCAACAUUAAAAAAAAGGCAAGAUCAAACUGCAAACUGCUUUAGGAAGAUAAAGCCUUUAUAGAUCCUAAAAAGCUGAUAAUCUUGAAACUAGUUUCCCAAAAAGGGGGAAAAGCUAUUGACUUGGUUAGAUGUUCAAUAUUAAAUUUUACUGAACUUGCCUUCAGAAAAAUGUCAUAGGUGGAACUAUGGCCUUACCCAUUUUACACACAUAUAUGUAUGUACCACCUUUGCAGAGGCAAUGUAUAUAUCCACACUAUAAACAUACCACAUUUAUAAAGUAAGUAAUAGUGAGGACAAGAAAUAGAGUUGAAUAUGUAAACCCUCCCUCUAAACAUGCACAAGAAACUUACCAUAUCAUACUCUCCUAGUUUUUCCCUACAUCAGAAUUAAAAUAGGAAAUCUUUAUGAAAGUCACACUGAGACAGGCGCACAGCACAAGGAAUAUGCUGAAUUUGGGGCAGUUCAAGCACAGUAUACUUCAGAGAAUUUUGUGAUUGUAGAAGAGUAAUACAUUUCAUUUGAAAACUAAGACCUGCGCUGUUUAUUUCACAAUGUGAAGACCAACAGAGCUGCCGGAUACAACCUCUGUAAUGAUACUUUGUAUUUACUAAUUCUUACACAUUCUUGAAUGCAGUGGUUUUUGUUUUUUGGAUUUUUUUUGGUGAGGAAGAUUGCCGCUGAGCUAACAUCUGUUGCCAAUCGUCCUCUUUUUUUCUCCCCAAGCCCCAGUGCA
Molecule: messenger RNA, 6041 nt
Organism: Equus quagga
Lineage: Eukaryota; Metazoa; Chordata; Mammalia; Perissodactyla; Equidae
Gene: ETFBKMT
Product: electron transfer flavoprotein subunit beta lysine methyltransferase
Exons: 5
Coding region: 2013-2813 (266 amino acids)
Biological process (GO): peptidyl-lysine trimethylation
Cellular component (GO): mitochondrial matrix
Molecular function (GO): protein-lysine N-methyltransferase activity
Source: RefSeq, a predicted model, not a curated record